Sphenostylis stenocarpa is the source of this 426-nucleotide messenger RNA. NCBI's taxonomy places the organism in Eukaryota, Viridiplantae, Streptophyta, Magnoliopsida, Fabales, Fabaceae. The record is from the annotation of a GenBank genome assembly.
AUGUGUGAAAGAGGAGAACUUGAUCCUCAAGAAGCUUAUGAACAAUUUAAGAAGUUUGAGGAUGAGAUGGUAGCAGAAUACAUGAUGAUAAUGGAAAAGGAGGAGGUCCCACAGAUUGAUGAUCCUGCUGUGCAGGACAAGAAAAAGGAUUUGGAUGAUCCACCAGGUGAAGGUCCAAUUUUGCGGUGGCAAACUCGUGUAGUCUUUGCUCCUGGUGGUGAUGCUUGGCAUCCAAAAAACAGGAAAGUGAAACUGUCUGUUACUGUAAAGGAGCUAGGGCUUUCAAAAUACCAAUUUCGCCGCCUAAGAGAAUUGGUUGGAAAAUGUUAUCAUCCAGGGAGAGGUGAGCUUACAAUAACUAGUGAGAGGUAUGAACAUCGAGAAGAAAACAGAAAAGACUGCAUAAGGACACUUCUCUCUCAUUGA